ACUCAACUCAACCCACCCUUAUCCCAUUAGACUCAACUCAACCCAGUCUUAGUCCAUUAGACUCAACUAACCCAACCUUAUCCCAUUAGACUCAACUCAACCCAGUCUUAGUCCAUUAGACUCAACCUAACCUUAUCCCAUUAGACUCAACUCAGCCCAACCUUAUCCCAUUAGACUCAACUCAACCCAGUCUUAGUCCAUUAGACUCAACCUAACCUUAUCCCAUUAGACUCAACCUAGUCUUAGUCCAUUAGACUCAACUCAACCCAACCUUAUCCCAUUAGACUCAACUCAACCCAGUCUUAGUCCAUUAGACUCAACCUAACCUUAUCCCAUUAGACUCAACCCAGUCUUAGUCCAUUAGACUCAACUCAACCCAACCUUAUCCCAUUAGACUCAACUCAACCCAGUCUUAGUCCAUUAGACUCAACCUAACCUUAUCCCAUUAGACUCAACUCAGCCCAACCUUAUCCCAUUAGACUCAACUCAACCCAGUCUUAGUCCAUUAGACUCAACCUAACCUUAUCCCAUUAGACUCAACCCAGUCUUAGUCCAUUAGACUCAACUCAACCCAAUCUUCUCCCAUUAGACUCAACUCAACCCAAGCAGCCUUGGAUCCAGGGAGAGAAAGAGAGAGGAGAGAUGGGGGGCAACCUGGGCUGCCACCGCUCCAUCCCCAGGGACCCCUCGGACCUGUGCCACAGCCGCAAAUUCAGCGCAGCCUGUAACUUCAGCCACAUCCUGGUGAACCAGGAGCGGCUGAACAUCAACACGGCCACCGAGGAGGAGCUCAUGACCCUGCCUGGGGUCACCAGGACGGUCGCCCAGAACAUUGUGGAGUACCGGGAGUAUAUUGGGGGCUUCAAGAAAGUCGAGGACUUGGCCUUGGUGAGCGGGGUCGGGGCCGCCAAGCUGGAGCAGGUCAAAUUUGAGAUCUGCGUGAGCAGCAAAGGCAGCUCGGCCCAGCACUCGCCCAGCUCCAUGAGGAAAGACCAGGCCCUGGACCACCUCUCCGCCGCCAAGAUGAACAUCAACACGGCCACGCCGGCUCAACUCAUGAGCAUCCGGGGCGUCACGGAGAAAAUAGCCAAUGGCAUCGUCGAGUACCGCAAAGAGCACGGGCCCUUCAAAAGCAUCGAGGACUUGGUCAAGAUGGACUGUAUUAACUCCUCGUUUUUGGAUAGGAUCCGACACCAGAUCUUUGCGGAGAGGUCCAGGCCGCCUUCGACGCAUACCAACGGUGGCCUCAAUUUCAUCGCCAAGCCUCACCCAAGCCCCACCUCUCUAAGCUUGCAGAGUGAGGAUUUGGAUUUCCCUCCAGGAGGACCGACUCAGAUCAUCUCCACCCGGCCCACGGUGGAAAUGUUUGGAGGGCUGAGGGACGGGAAGCCCGUACUGAGAGUGGCCACUUGGAACCUGCAAAGCUGCUCUGUGGAGAAAGCCAACAACCCUGGUGUGCGGGAGGUUGUGUGCAUGACCCUGCUGGAGAACAGCAUCAAGCUUUUGGCUGUGCAAGAGUUGGUUGACAGAGAUGCACUGGAAAAGUUUUGCACAGAGUUAAACCAACCAACUCUGCCAAACAUCCGCAAGUGGAAGGGCCCCCGAGGAUGCUGGAAGGGUGUGGUUUCAGAGAAGACCUCAAGCCAUCCACAGAAGAAUGUGGAACAUUCUGGCUUCUUGUGGGACACAACUGCAGGGAUAGAGCUGAAAGAUGUUGCCUUCCAGGAGAAUUCACAAACAAAUGGCAAUGGACGGCAUCCAUGUCCUCAACCUUACAUUGCACAUUUCAAGGUUGGAGUGAAUGACUUGACCCUAGUUAAUCUUCAUCUGGCCCCAUUGCCCGCAGUAGGAGAAAAUGCUGUGAAAAACCAUAACAGCAACAGAUCAGCAGCCUUUGCACAGACUCUGCAGGAAACACUAAAAGGAGAAAAAGAUCUGAUCAUCUUAGGAGACUUUGGUCAAGCACCAGACAGUAGUGACCAUGAUGUCUUGAGGAAGGAAAAAUUUCAUCAUCUGGUUCCUGCUAGUACAUUCACAGACAUCAGCACAAAGAACCCUCAGGGUUCUAAGUCCCUGGAUAACAUCUGGAUCAGUCGUAGCUUAAAAAAGGUUUUCACUGGUCACUGGGCAGUUGUGAGAGAAGGCCUUACAAACCCCUGGAUCCCUGAUAACUGGUCCUGGGGCGGAGUAGCAUCAAGCCACUGCCCAGUGUUAGCUGAAUUUUAUACAGAUAAGGACUGGAAUAGGAAAGAUGUGACUCGAAAUGGAAAUGGAGUGAUAGUGGAAAACAGCGAUUUGAACAUUAAACAUGAACGAUGAUAAGAAAAAAAAUGCAAACUUCAGUUCCCUUUCUGAGAAGGGAUAGUCAGAAGAUUGCUUUGCUCAAGGCCUAAUGAUGAACCAGAACUGCCUUUUUUCUCAUUUAAAAAGAAUCAGCUUCUGCUUUUAACAUUUCCCCUUCCUAGCCUACCUCUGUGCCCCUUAAUGGAUGUUUUAGGGUAUCCUCUUGCCAUGGAGUGAUUUGUGACUUUUUUGUGGAGACACAGUCAGAACUUCUAUGCUUGGAUACCUGGAUAACUUCAAAUAAAAUGCACUUUUUAAUACUA
Sceloporus undulatus (fence lizard) is the source of this 2606-nucleotide messenger RNA. RefSeq names its product endonuclease/exonuclease/phosphatase family domain containing 1 (gene EEPD1). The transcript is spliced from 8 exons. Gene Ontology annotation, biological process: DNA repair. The record is from RefSeq and is a predicted model, not a curated record. Gene Ontology annotation, molecular function: DNA binding; catalytic activity. The coding region runs from base 643 to 2319 and encodes 558 amino acids. NCBI's taxonomy places the organism in Eukaryota, Metazoa, Chordata, Lepidosauria, Squamata, Phrynosomatidae. Gene Ontology annotation, cellular component: plasma membrane.